CGGGGACGAGCCGAGCCGAGCAGCCGCCAGAGGGAGGGCGGCAUUGGCCGGGGCUAGGGACAGCGACAUGGCCGAGAAAUGCGACGUGGUCGUGGUCGGGGGCGGCAUCUCAGGUUUGUCAGCUGCCAAACUGCUGUCUGAGUCUGGCAUCAAUGUGGUGGUUCUUGAGGCCCGGGACAGAGUUGGAGGAAGGACAUUCACUAUCAGGAAUGAUCGAGUUAAUUAUGUAGAUGUUGGUGGAUCAUAUGUGGGACCUACCCAAAACCGGAUUCUUCGACUGGCAAAAGAACUGGGUGUUGAGAAUUAUAAAGUGAACGUGAAAGGCCAUUUCAUCCAUUAUAAGAGGGGAAAGUCACGCUACUUCACAGGUAUUUCCCCUCCAACGUGGAAUCCCUUAGUUUAUCUGGAUUACAAUAACUUCUGGAGGACCAUGGACAAGAUGGGAGAAGAGAUUCCUCUUGAAGCACCAUGGGAUGCUCCACAUGCUGAAGAAUGGGACAAGAUGACCAUGAAAGAGCUGAUAAAUAAGAUUUGCUGGACCAAAGCUGCUAAAGAAUUUGCCACCUUAUUUGUGAAUGUCAAUGUCACCUCUGAGCCUCAUGAAGUCUCUGCUCUCUGGUUCCUGUGGUAUGUGAGGCAGUGUGGGGGCAUGUCCAGAAUUUUCUCUAUCACCAAUGGAGGCCAGGAGAGAAAGUUUAAAGGGGGUUCUGGUCAGAUAUCAGAGAAAAUAAUGGCACGCCUUAAAGGCAGAGUUAAACUGGAGCAACCUGUGGUCCGUAUUGAUCAGACUGGUGAUAAUGUCAUUGUGGAGACUCUAAACCACCAGACAUAUGAGAGCAAGUAUGUGAUCAUUGCUAUCCCUCCGAUCCUAACAACGAAGAUUCAUUAUAAACCAGAACUGCCACCAAAGAGAAACCAGCUAAUUCAGCGUGUGCCUAUGGGCUGUGUCAUAAAAUGCAUGGUGUACUACAGGGAAGCUUUCUGGGAGAAGAAAGGUUAUUGUGGUUCCCUCUUCAUCGAGGAUGAAGAGUCUCCAGUUGGAAUAACCAUAGAUGACACGAAACCUGAUGGAUCUUUCCCUGCCAUUAUGGGUUUCAUCCUUACCAGAAAGGCUGUUAAACUGGCCCAUCUCAGUAAAGAAGAGAGGAAGAAGAAGAUCUGUGAGGUAUAUGCCAAGGCAAUGGGGAUGGAAGACGCUUUACAUCCUGUGCAUUACGAAGAAAAGAACUGGAGCAUGGAGCAAUAUUCAGGGGGUUGUUACACAGCCUACUUCCCACCAGGCAUAAUGUAUUCUUAUGGAAGGAUCAUUCGCCAACCUGUUGACAGAAUCUACUUUGCUGGCACAGAGACAGCUACCCGGUGGAGCGGAUACAUGGAGGGGGCUGUAGAGGCAGGAGAGAGAGCAGCCAGAGAGAUAUUGCACAGUAUGGGGAGGAUCUUACAGAAUGAAAUUUGGAUGCCAGAGCCAGAGUCAAAGGAUGUCCCAGCCCAACCAUUCACCACCACCUUCUGGCAGAGGAACCUGCCGUCCGUGCCAGGACUGCUGUGCCUGCUUAGCUCUACCGUGUGUCUCACCUCCGUGGCUGCUGUGGUGCUGAUUGCCUGUAAAAAGGGACUACUAAUUCGAAACUAGUGAGGACCACACAUCCGGUGAAAGAUGCAUAUUUCCUCUUCUUCCCUUUUACCUGCUGAGUGUCAUUUUUUUAAGAGAAGUGGCAUGGAUGGCUGGAAAGGGCAAAAGUUGUUCUCCUGGUGAUUUUUCUUUUUAGUACCAUACUUAAUGCAUCAAAUCUACUGCAGUUGCUACCAGCUAAACAGAAAUAAAACAUCUGUGGGGGAAAUUUUCAAUUUUGCCUUUUCCUUGUCCAUUUGUUUUGAUUGGACAUGAUAAUAUCAAUUAUGUAUUAUUAAUAUAGGCAAGGCAAAUGCAGAUCACAACCUUCCUGAAAGUCAAAGAGGCCUUGGAGGAUGCAUUUGUUUCCACUUGCCACCUUUGUUUUUUUACCACACAAAAUAAUAAAUGCCUUCAUGUAUUCACCUCAAUUAGCAGCUCAGAAUAUCUGAGGUUAUUCCCAUAACAUCCUCACUGCAUGGAAGAGAUCAGCAUACCAAUCAGACGUAGAAUUGCCAAAUUAAUUUUAAAAAUGCAUUUGAUUAAUUAUUAAUCAUUGCAAUGUGAAAAUCAGCCACGAACUGGAUGAAAAGUGGUGAUUAGCACGAAGCAGCUCACUAAAUUAUGAGAGAGGAAGCGCAAGUGGCCUUUAUUCUGCCUGCUACCAAGCAAACAUCUGUGUUUAUCUGUUCUUUAAGGUGUCUGAGUCGGUGCAGCAGGGCCACAGCAUGGAUCUCGGCUACCUUCUGGCCCAAGAGCAUCUGAUCCAGCCCAGUCGUUCACUGUUGAAGCAGUGAAAUUACUUAGCAAAGUUAAAGCCCCUCUGACUUGCAGCAGGUGCUAGCUGUCAUUUUCCAAAUGGCAGCAGCUUCCUGGCUCCCUGUCAGUUUGCUGCCCCUCAUUUUACUUGUAAUCUGUACUGCCUUCCUCCAGUAAGGAGAAAUAUUUUGGGGGGCUGAAUUUGGGGGGCCUUGUAAAUUACAGCAAUUGGAUGCAUCUGCCUGUUCUGCUUUUAUUAUGUACAUGACACUUAAAAUAAUCACUUUAGUGUUUAACUGAAGUCUGGAAUAUAUGUUUCACAACACACCAUCGUUAUGCCAUGAAACGUGAGCAUUGUAUGUGUCCAUAAACUCAAUUGUCAUUCAACAUGGGUGAAAUGUGCCUUUCAAUGGUCCUGAAAACUUGUUAAGAGGAGCUCCUCUAUAAACUUUUCUUCAGAUUCUU
Messenger RNA from Apus apus (common swift), 2836 nucleotides. Its product is annotated as amine oxidase [flavin-containing] A-like. The record is from RefSeq and is a predicted model, not a curated record. The transcript has 15 exons. NCBI's taxonomy places the organism in Eukaryota, Metazoa, Chordata, Aves, Apodiformes, Apodidae. Gene Ontology annotation, molecular function: oxidoreductase activity. The coding region runs from base 68 to 1633 and encodes 521 amino acids.